GACCGCCCUCGGUUUCAGGACUCCUCCCUCCAGUGGUGGCUUUAAAACAGCUUGUUGACAGCAGGUUUCAGUCUGAUAGAAGACAAAAUGGAUUUCCUGAUGUUUUCAGCAACAACAUGGACCUUAGUUGCUCUCUGUGUCACGCUGUUAUUACUAUACGGAACCUGGCCAUACAGGUUUUACAAAAAGAUAGGGGUAUCCGGACCGAGACCCCUCCCUUUUGUGGGAACCAUGUUGGGUUUCUCAAAGGGAAUAUUAACCUUUGACCGUGAAUGCAAAGCCAAAUAUGGGGAUAUCUGGGGUUUGUUUGAGGGGCGAACCCCGUUGAUGAUGGUUGCUGACCCUGUGAUGAUAAAAGCCAUCUUGGUGAAGGAGUGCUACACUGCGUUUACAAAUCGCAGGAAUUUGAUUGGAGAUGGUGGACCUCUAGACGAUGGAAUCACAGUAGUGAAAGAUGAAAGGUGGAAACGAAUUCGCAGCACAAUAUCUCCAUGUUUUACCAGUGGAAAGCUUAAACAGGUUUUUCCAUUGGUUGUUAAAAUUGCAGACAGACUUAUGGAAAAACUUAAACAAAUGGAUUUGAAUGAGCCCAUUCAUGUCAAGCAAUUUGUUGCACCAUACAGUUUGGAUGUGGUGACCAGUGCUUCCUUCAGUGUGGAGAUUGACUCUAUUAACAACGUCAACGACCCUGUUCAUGCUCACAUGCAGAAGAUUCUGAACUUCAGAUUUUGGCCUUUUCUUUUACUGUCGAUCUUUCCCUUUGGUCGUCCCCUGCUGAAGCUCCUUAAAGUUGAGCUUAUGCCCAGAUCCAGUUUGGACUUUUUCUACGACAUCAUUAAGAAAUUUAAAGACCAGCACAGUGCAGAGGAAUCGACUCGGGGGGACUUCCUGCAGGUGAUGAUCCGGAAUGAGAUUCCAGAAUCCGACCUAAAGAGCGAAAAUGAGCAACCAAGUAAAGGUUUGACCGAACACGAGAUCCUUUCUCAGGCUUUGACAUUCAUCUUCGGUGGCUACGAGACAACCAGCACAACUCUGUCUUUCAUCCUUUACAAUCUGGCUGUAAACCCUGAUGUCACCCAGACAUUGCAAAAAGAAAUCGAUGGCUGUCUGCAGAAAAAUAAUUCCAUUUCCUUUGAGGACCUGAACAACAUGGAGUACCUGGAACAGGUUUUCUGUGAGUCACAGCGAUUAAUUCCCACCGCACCUCGACUUGAGAGGACUUGUAAAAAGACGGUGCAGAUUAACGGCCUCACCAUCCCCGAGGGAACGUUAAUUGGGAUUCCAGUGCAUUUAUUGCACAUGGACCCACGAUACUGGAGCUCGCCUGACCUUUUCAAACCAGAAAGGUUCAGUAAGGAGAAUGAGAAGGAUCUGAACCCAUACGCAUACAUGCCGUUCGGCCUCGGCCCUCGUAACUGUGUUGGGAUGCGAUAUGCAGUCCUCGUCAUGAAGAUGCUCAUUGUGCGCAUCCUGCAGAGUUACACUGUGGAAACAUGCAGAGACACCGUGAUCCCAAUUCAGUUCGACUGGAAGUUUCAACCAACCAAGCCUGUGAUGCUGAAGUUUGUUCCUAGAAGACUAUGAUGGAGGAGAGUUGAUGUCCAUGUGUAAUUAACUUCUAAUGUCUUUAACAGUUCGGCAGGAUCAUUGUUGUUGAAUGUUGUGUAAUUCUAGCAAUGGUGAAAAAUCAGAUCGCUUCGAAUACUUUUAAAAAUCUGUCUUUAUCUCUGACAUAAAACCAUCUAAACAGAUCACAGAAAAAAAACUGUUAUUUUUAGAAAAACUGUGAUUACUGUUAUAUUUUUCUUUCGUCCUUUGAAGUGAAAGGUACAUUAUGCAUGUACAGUACCUUGCAGAAAUAUUCAUACCCCUUGAAAAAAAUAUAUAGAAUGUUGAAACCACAAACUUAUAAGUUUUGGACAUUUACUGUAUGUGAAAGACCAACACAAAUCAGUGCAGUGGAAUACAUUUCUUUUCUGAGGAUACCACUGCCUUUUUAUUUUUUAAAUGUCAUACUUUUUCAGACUCAAAUUUCCACAUAUAGUCAGAUUUGAUAAGAUUCUGUACAUUUCAGUACACAAAUAUUACCCUUGAACUGCCUGAAUAGCAGCCAGGUCUCAUUAUCUGUAGUUUCCACAAAUCAUAGGACUAAAAAAGCAGGAACUAGCUUUUAAUUUUGUGUAUGCAGCCAUUUCACAGCUUUUUUGACAUCCAACCUAAAAAGAAGUAAAAACAGCUCUCUUUGAAUAAUCUAUACCUCUUGGACCUUUAAAUACGGAAUUCUUUCUAAAUGAAGAUGCAGAUUUGUGAACAUUGGUACCAUUGAAACCCCAUAUCACAUUUAUUUCUCUUCAGUCAUCUACUACUUUGUGCUACUUUUCUAUCAUAUAAAAUAUGAAAUGGUUUGAGAAGUUCAUACUUCUGUAAGGCACUGUGUACUCUUUCUUACAAAAGGACUUUAUUGUAGAUUUCAUUAUUGGUGUGAAUCAAUUAAAUAAUUUUUUGUAAUAUUUUAAUGUUUUUUAAAUGAACAGUGAUCUUUAUUUUCCUUUAAUCUUCUAAACACUCAGUGGACAUAAGGUUUUUCAUUAUAUAUUCAUAAAUAAUUGAAAAAUGUUUAAAAGGCCA
This is a messenger RNA of Girardinichthys multiradiatus, 2628 nucleotides long. RefSeq names its product cytochrome P450 3A40-like. NCBI's taxonomy places the organism in Eukaryota, Metazoa, Chordata, Actinopteri, Cyprinodontiformes, Goodeidae. The transcript has 13 exons. Gene Ontology annotation, molecular function: oxidoreductase activity, acting on paired donors, with incorporation or reduction of molecular oxygen; iron ion binding; steroid hydroxylase activity. The record is from RefSeq and is a predicted model, not a curated record. Bases 88 to 1584 code for a protein of 498 amino acids.